Prosopis cineraria is the source of this 1044-nucleotide messenger RNA. RefSeq names its product tRNA (guanine(9)-N1)-methyltransferase-like. Gene Ontology annotation, molecular function: tRNA binding. The transcript is spliced from 3 exons. Gene Ontology annotation, biological process: tRNA N1-guanine methylation. The record is from RefSeq and is a predicted model, not a curated record. NCBI's taxonomy places the organism in Eukaryota, Viridiplantae, Streptophyta, Magnoliopsida, Fabales, Fabaceae. Gene Ontology annotation, cellular component: nucleus. The coding region runs from base 23 to 1042 and encodes 339 amino acids.
CCCGCCAGCAAACAAAGCCUUAAUGCUUGAAGCAGGCCGCGAUUGCGACGGAGCUCCUCUUACGACGAUGCAGGCGGCAGAAAACGACCAGUACGACGCCGAGAAUCCUACGAAUCCCGAGGGCGGAUCCCAGCAGCCACUCUCCAAGAAUGCCCAGAAGAAGCUGCUGAAACAACAGAGGUACGAAGCGAAGAAGGCGGAGAAGAAAGCCCUAAUAAAGGAGCUGAAGAAGAGAGAGGCAGAGAGGAAGCGGAAGGAGUGGGAGGAAAGUCUCGAAAGUGUCACUGAAGAGGAGAGACUGAAGCUGAUUGAGUCGCGAAAGAGUCUUAGGAAAGAGAGAAUGGAAAAGAGGUCGGAGGAGAAAGAGAUGAAGAAGGAAAGGCUAACGAAGGCCAAAGAGUGCGGGCAAAAUGUCGUCAUUGAUCUUGAGUUCUCACAUCUCAUGACUCCUACUGAAAUCAACAGCCUUGUUCAGCAGAUUAUGUAUUGUUAUGCAGUGAAUGCAAGAUGUACUUCUCCUGCUCAUCUCUGGCUGACGGGGUGCAAUGGGGAAAUGGAGAAACAACUUAGAAGGCUUCCGGGGUUUGAUAAAUGGAUUAUUGAGACAGAAAGUAAAUCCUAUAUUGAAGGUUUACAAGAACACAAGGAAAAUUUGGUGUAUCUCACAGCAGAUUCAGAAAAUGUUCUUGAAGAACUUGAUUUAAAGAAAUUUUAUAUUAUUGGUGGUUUGGUGGAUCGGAAUAGGUGGAAAGGCAUAACUAUGAAGAAAGCCGAAGAGCAAGAAAUCCAGACAGCUAAACUCCCAAUUGGAAACUACUUGAAGAUGUCUAGUUCUCAGGUUCUCACGGUAAAUCAAGUUUUAGAAAUACUACUCAAGUUCUUGGAGACAAAGGAUUGGAAAACUUCUUUCUUCCAAGUUAUCCCGCAAAGGAAAAGAUGUCUAGGCGAUUUAGAAGACGAUGGAGAAGAUAAGGUGGAGGAGGAAAAUGAAUCAAAAAAUGAUCAAUUGGCAAGUAAAAGGGAAAAUAUUGAAGUCCUCUGAAA